AAGCAACAAACUAUUCCAUCAUUUUGCCAUUGGUGAUUUCGUAAAAAUGGAAUGUUCAGUAACCUCGUGCCAAGCAAAUAAAGAAGACCGUCCGGAACUGUUAUUUUUUUCGAUGCCCAGACAAUACGAGCUACGAAAAGUGUGGUUGCAACGCUGUGGAAUUUAUACAAACCCAAUGCCGGCGAUACUAGCGAACAAACAGUUCUAUGUUUGUCAGCAACACUUUGAUCCAUCGGAUUACCGAAUUGUAAAGGUAAACUCCAAAAGUUGCUCUCAAAGGAACAUAUUGAAUAAGGACGUGGUGCCGCACAAGAGUAUUCCACGCCAAUCGGUGACUGAAAAAUUUGUCUACAUGAUGCCUGAAGAAGAUCCACUGACGUUACCGGAUCGUUCUGUCGACGAUAUCGAUAUCGAUCAUGAUUUAAGCACAACACCUGUACCCGAAAAGAAGCGCAAGAUAGCAAGAAGUGUCCGUCCGCGUGGCAAAGCAAGAAAAAGAAAGCGCCUACCAUCAACAUACAUUGCUAAGCCCAUGAAAUGGGAGUGUUGCGUAAUCUCAUGCGGAGCAAAUAAAACAGACUGUCCGGAUCUCAUACUAUUUGUGAUGCCCAAGGAGUAUGAACUGCGAAAUGUAUGGCUGCAGCGAUGCGGACUCUAUGUAGACCCAUUACCGGCGGUACUAGCCAACAAAAUGUUGUAUGUUUGCCAGAAACACUUUGAUCCUUCGGAUUACCGCAGUGUGAAGGUCAACGCCAAAAGAUACUUCCAAAGGCACCUAUUGAAUAAGGACGUUUUACCGCACAAGAGUAUUCCACGCCAACCGAGGACGGAAAAGUUUUUCUACAUGACACCUGAUGAAGGUACGUUGCCCGAACGUUUUGUUGACGGGAUGGACCAUGAUUUGAGUACAACAUCACCACCUGUUAAGAAGCAUAUGGAGGAAGAUGAUGCAGAAACAUUCGAAUUAUGGGUGGAACUAGAAGGGAGCUGAAGCCUCCCGGGCAAAAAUUAGAUCCUUCUCGAGAAAAGAGCGAAGGAGUGAAAAAGUGAUGAAGAGACAGUAUUUAUUUGGGAUGAGUAUUGGAAGCGGAUGAGCACGUU
This is a messenger RNA of Sabethes cyaneus, 1101 nucleotides long. RefSeq lists its product as uncharacterized. Lineage: Eukaryota; Metazoa; Arthropoda; Insecta; Diptera; Culicidae. The transcript has 3 exons. The record is from RefSeq and is a predicted model, not a curated record. The coding region runs from base 47 to 991 and encodes 314 amino acids. Gene Ontology annotation, molecular function: sequence-specific DNA binding.